Molecule: messenger RNA, 1707 nt
Organism: Asparagus officinalis (garden asparagus)
Lineage: Eukaryota; Viridiplantae; Streptophyta; Magnoliopsida; Asparagales; Asparagaceae
Product: peroxisomal adenine nucleotide carrier 1-like
Exons: 5
Coding region: 296-1279 (327 amino acids)
Biological process (GO): ADP transport; ATP transport; fatty acid beta-oxidation
Cellular component (GO): peroxisomal membrane
Molecular function (GO): ATP transmembrane transporter activity; ADP transmembrane transporter activity
Source: RefSeq, a predicted model, not a curated record
AACUAAAUAAAAAGACCCCAAAUUCUUCACUCUCGCUUCCCUCAAUUAUUUGUCGUCAGUAUAUAUCAACUUCGACGCUCUCUCUCUCUCUUCCCCUCUCUCCCUAGCUUGGAUCCCGAUCUCUCUGGGAUCGAGACGAGCAGCUCCUCCCCUGCGAUCUCAAUCAAUUAAGGUUUUCAGACGAAAUCGAGUAAGAAUUCGUCCCUUCUGUUUGUUUUCAGAAGUUGGAUUUGGUUUGGAACGGAGUCAACAGGGUCGGUGGAAUCGGGAAGAGAAGCUAGGGCGAGGUGAAAAGAUGGGGGAUUCGAGCUUGGUGAAUCUGGAAUCCUUGGCGGAGGCGGCUUCGGGGGCCGCGGGGGCCCUCGUCAGCACCACCGUGCUGUAUCCGCUCGACACCUGUAAAACCAAGUACCAGGCCGAAGUCAGAUCCAGCGAUCGCCAAAAAUACAGGAAUAUUUCAGAUGUGCUGUGGGAAGCAAUUUCUACUCGUCAAGUUCUUUCACUCUACCAGGGGCUUGGAACAAAAAAUUUGCAAUCAUUCAUAUCACAAUUUAUUUACUUCUAUGGUUAUAGCUAUUUCAAAAGGCUGUACCUGAAAAAGAGUGGAGUCAAAUCGAUCGGAACAAAAGCAAACUUGGUCCUUGCUGCUGCUGCUGGUGCUUGCACUUCUAUCAUCAUACAGCCAUUGGAUACUGCAUCAUCCAGGAUGCAAACAAGUGCCUUUGGGAAAUCCAAGGGGUUAUGGGAAACUCUUUCAGAGGGUUCAUGGACUGAGGCAUUUGAUGGGCUAGGCAUCUCUCUUCUCUUAACUUCGAAUCCCGCUAUUCAGUAUACGGUCUUUGAUCAGUUGAAACAAAGGCUUCUGAACAGACAGAACAACUCAAACGAGUUGGGAUCUAAAGGAUCUUCAGUAGCUCUCUCGGCCUUCUCAGCUUUUGCAUUAGGUGCUGUAUCAAAAAGUGUGGCGACUGUAUUAACCUACCCAGCAAUCAGGUGUAAGGUCAUGAUCCAAGCUGCCGAUCACGACGAAGAGUCCAAAGAGUCAAAGAAUGCGAAGCCAAAACCCCCCAAGACAGUUCUGGGUGCUGUGUCUGCUAUAUGGGGUAAAGAAGGCAUACCAGGCUUCUUCAAAGGUUUACAGGCUCAAAUCUUGAAGACCGUUCUUAGUUCUGCCUUGUUAUUGAUGAUAAAGGAGAAGAUUUCGAAGUUCACUUGGAUAGCGAUACUUGCGCUUCGAAGGUAUUUGCUGGUUUCCCCGAGAAGGGUGAAGUCUGCAUAGAGAGAGAGAAAAAGAAAAGAAGUCCCCCGCUUUAAUAAAAUCAUCAAGAGGGAAGAAGGUUAUAGUUUUGUAGUUAGAUAAAUAAAACAGUGAGGGGAUAUGGAGGAAGCAGAAAUUGCCAUGAACUUCCAAAUAUCAGAACAUUUUUAUAUCUUCUUUGCUUACAAGCCAUCAACAUCUGGGUAAGUGAUUGUAUCUGCUUUGUACUGUCUCCCAUCCAUGGACAUAAGUUUCCAGAAAUAAGGAAGCAAUGGCGAUUACAUUCGCAAACUCAUUUCAUGUCUUGCUCUUCCUUUCUAUUUCACCUCAGACGGGGGGAAAAGAGCAGUCGAUAUCUCUCUGUCUAAUGAGUCAUAAUCUCGAGCAGCUGGUAUUUCUCUGUCUAAUAAGUCGUAAUCUUGCGCAAAUGAGAUUUUGAUUUGUAGAUC